Molecule: messenger RNA, 2318 nt
Organism: Brienomyrus brachyistius
Lineage: Eukaryota; Metazoa; Chordata; Actinopteri; Osteoglossiformes; Mormyridae
Product: sodium- and chloride-dependent GABA transporter 1-like
Exons: 16
Coding region: 483-2276 (597 amino acids)
Biological process (GO): sodium ion transmembrane transport
Cellular component (GO): membrane
Source: RefSeq, a predicted model, not a curated record
CCUUGGCACCGAGCGCCGUGACACAGCCACAGAGCAGCAUUCUUCAAAGUCGUUUUUGUUUCUGCUUCCAUGCCCAUUGGAGACUGGGGGAACCCAGCUAAGCUCAACGGGUUGCCGAUAAAGAGGGGUCGGGAAUUAAUCCAAUCGGACAAGAGCUCGAAGCUCAUUAAGAGUCAUUCAAUACAACUCAUGUUGUCGGCAGGAAAAGGCUGCAAGCUACAAAGCUCGUUUUAUCCACAUCUCUGCCGGUACCUCCCGCUCUCGGAUGCGGCGGUCCCGUCGGACUGCGCCGGGCAUCUUCUGGGGACUCAUUUCCUGUCCGUGUCAAAGGAGCGGGUCGGAUCUGCCUGCAUCUCUCAGGUGCUACAGCCCAGGUGAUUUCGCACAGCUUCGGUUCCUUGGGGAUCCGGCCGCUUUCUGAAGAGUUCUGAGGAUCAGGAGGGGCGCAGCACAGGGACAGGCCGCUUGGUGCCAGGUCGACCAUGGGGAAGACAGGGCAGAGCAGCGUGCAUCUCAGCUCUCCUUCUGAGGUGAAGCAGGCCACCCCCUUCGAGAUGCAGAGCCCCGAGCCCCCCAGAGGGGGUGAGGCAGAGCUCCCGGAGCGGGGAACCUGGAAGGGCAAGUUUGACUUCCUGCUGUCCUGCGUUGGGUACGCCAUCGGGUUGGGCAAUGUCUGGAGGUUUCCUUACCUGUGUGGUAAAAACGGCGGAGGUGCCUUUUUGAUACCCUACUUCCUGACGCUGGUGUUUGCUGGGAUUCCUCUCUUCCUGCUGGAGACCGCCCUGGGCCAGUACACCUCUGUGGGGGGCCUUGGAGUGUGGAAGCUCAUCCCUAUGAUGAAGGGGGUUGGUCUGGCUGCCUUGGUGUUGUCCUUCUGGCUGAACAUCUACUACAUAAUCAUCAUCGCCUGGGCCCUCUACUACCUGUUCAGCUCCUUCAGAUCUGAGGUGCCAUGGCAGAGUUGUGGAAACCCCUGGAACACAGACCGCUGCUUCUCCAACUACAGCCUGGGCGACACCACCAACCUGACCAGCGCCGUGAGCGAAUUCUGGGAGAGAAACAUGCACCAACUGUCCAGUGGGCUGGAGGAGCCAGGAGAGCUGCGCUGGCCCCUGGUGGGGACUCUGGCCUUGGCCUGGGUCCUGGUCUACUUCUCUAUCUGGAAGGGAGUAGAGUGGACAGGAAAGGUAGUGUACUUCUCUGCCACCUACCCCUACUUCAUGCUGGCUAUCCUGUUUGUCCGUGGCGUCACCCUGCCUGGGGCCAGUGACGGGAUCCUCUUCUACAUCACGCCUGAUUUUCAUAAGCUGACCCAAUCAGAGGUCUGGUUAGAUGCUGCCACUCAGAUCUUCUUCUCCUAUGGCCUGGGCCUUGGAUCACUGAUAGCCCUGGGGAGUUACAAUCAUUUCCACAACAAUGUCUACAGGGACUCCAUCAUCGUCUGCUGCAUCAACUCAUGUACCAGCAUGUUUGCAGGCUUCGUCAUCUUCUCCAUUGUGGGCUUCAUGUCUUACAUCACCAAGAAGCCCAUCCAGGAGCUGGCGGCCUCAGGACCAGGUCUGGCGUUCCUGGCGUACCCGCAGGCCGUCACACAGCUUCCCAUGACAUCCCUCUGGGCCGUCCUCUUCUUCUCCAUGCUAGUAAUGCUGGGACUCGACAGCCAGUUCUGCACUGUGGAGGGCUUCAUCACGGCACUGGUGGAUGAGUACCCCUUGGUGCUGAGGAAGUGGAAGAAGCUCUUCAUCCUGAUUGUGUGUCUGGUGUCCUACUUCAUCGGCUUCUCGAACAUCACGCAGGGUGGUCUGUAUGUUUUCAAGCUGUUUGACUACUACUCUGCCAGUGGGAUGUGCCUCCUCUUCCUUGUCUUCUUUGAGACCAUCUCGAUAUCCUGGUUUUAUGGGGCAGAGAAGUUCUAUGGUAACAUUGAGGAGAUGAUUGGCUACAGGCCCUGUGGUUGGUGGAAGCUCUGCUGGAAGUUCUUCUCUCCCCUUAUCUGUCUGGGGGUGUUCACGUUCAGCGCCAUUGAGAUGACCCCCCUUACCCUGGGAAAAUACGUGUACCCGGCCUGGGGGCAGGGCAUAGGCUGGCUCAUGUCCCUCUCCUCCAUGGUCUUGGUGCCAGGGUAUAUUGCCUACAUGUUCUUCACCACCAAAGGCAGCCUCUGGCAGCGCUGGUACAAGAUGGCCAGUCCAGCAGAAGACAUUAAGGCUCAGGAGAGUAACGAACUCGCCAGCGAAACUUCGUUCACCAGCAGUUUCAUGGAUGGCACUAUGUGAAUUUAAGUGGAGUUCAGUUAUGUCCAGACUGACUGUCGCAGG